UGCUGGGUGGCUCUGAUGUAUUUGCACGCUCUGCGAAUAACCCUGUUGUCUUGUUCCUCAGAAGAGCCAGUCCUGCUAGCAGAGCUGAAGCCUGGGCGACCCCAGCAGUAUGACUGGAAGUCAAGCUGUGAGACAUGGAGUGUUGCCUUUUCCCCUGAUGGUGCCUGGUUCGCCUGGUCUCAGGGCCACUGCAUCGUCAAGCUGAUCCCAUGGCCUCUGGAGGAAGCUGAGCUUGGCUGCAGAACGAUUGAGCAUAAGAGCUGUAGCACCAAAGCUGACACACGAGGCCGAGGUGGUGCCAAGGAGAAAACACUGGAAUGUGGUCAGAUCGUUUGGGGUUUGUCCUUCAGCACCAGGGAGCAAGAUGGCUUGCAGGCUCCCAGCCCCUCCUGCCUGAUCCUUGCUACAGGUCUCAAUGAUGGGCAGAUCAAAGUCUGGGAGGUACAAACAGGGCAUUUGCUUUUCAAUCUCUCUGGGCACCAAGACGUGGUGAGAGACUUGAGCUUUACUCCCAAUGGAAACCUGAUCCUGGUCUCUGCAUCCCGGGACAAGACCCUCCGUGUCUGGGACCUGAGCAGAGAUGGUAAGCAGGUCCAGGUGCUGUCUGGCCACACGCAAUGGGUAUACUGCUGCUCCAUCUCCCCUGACUGCAGCAUGCUGUGCUCUGCUGCUGGAGAGAAAUCGGCCCUCCUGUGGAGCAUGCGGUCCUACACCCUCAUCCGGAAACUGGAAGGGCACCAGAACAGUGUGGUGUCCUGCGACUUCUCGCCAGACUCGGCCCUGCUGGUCACUGCUUCUUAUGAUGCCUGUGUGAUCAUGUGGGACCCCUACACAGGGGAGCAGCUAAGGACACUCCGUCACGAUCCGCUGCACUCGGCAUUGGACUAUGGUACUGACAUCCAUGCCAGCUCCCUGAGGUCUGUGUGCUUCUCUCCUGAAGGCUUGUACCUGGCAACAGUGGCAGAUGACAGACUCCUGAGGAUCUGGGCAUUGGAACUAAGAACUCCAGUUGCAUUUGCACCUAUGACCAACGGCUUGUGCUGCGUGUACUUUCCACACGGUGGUUUUAUCGCCACAGGGACCAGAGAUGGCCAUGUCCAGUUCUGGACUGCACCCAGGGUCCUCUCAUCCCUGAAGCACUUGUGCCGUAAAGCUCUCCGCACCUUCCUAACUACUUACCAGGUCUUAGCGCUACCCAUUCCCAAGAAAAUGAAAGAGUUCCUCACGUAUAGGACUUUCUAAACCCUGCACAGGGACCAAAAAGACAGGAAGCUAGCUGGCUUCCUUCCUCACAUCCAUGCCAGGCCUUGGAAUGGAGGAUCUACCAGAGUCAUGAAGACCCACUGGGACUUGCAAGUGUUGAGGCAAGAAGGAUUUUUGUUCCCAAGUCCAGGGCUGAACAUGUAGGCUAUCCGAGUAACAGAACCCAGCACAAACACAAGCACUGGGCUGGGAUUGCUGGAUCUGCCUGACACUCAGCAGACAGGUCCCUCCCCACGACAUCUGUGUUUCCAUUCACUAGGUACUGUCUUGGAAGAUUGUGUAGUGAAUGCUGGGGAGGAGGGAGAUUUGUGGAGUCUUUGUCACUGUAGUGGAAAUGCAAAUUCAAACCCCCACUUUCCCAAAUGAGAACUUUUGCAUCCUAGACUGGUACUAAACACAGCAGUGACUUGUAUUCAUCUUUUUUUUUCCCCUUGGCCUGGUUCGUAGCUGGAUGAACCCAAACAACUCUUUGCAUGGAAGAGGGCAGACUUAAAUAAAAUUGUUGAGUCCCCCA
Molecule: messenger RNA, 1777 nt
Organism: Alligator sinensis (Chinese alligator)
Lineage: Eukaryota; Metazoa; Chordata; Crocodylia; Alligatoridae
Gene: WSB2
Product: WD repeat and SOCS box containing 2
Exons: 8
Coding region: 16-1242 (408 amino acids)
Biological process (GO): intracellular signal transduction
Molecular function (GO): protein binding
Source: RefSeq, a predicted model, not a curated record